CUCAAAUGAAAACCAAAUAUGCUCCUGUAGUUUUCUGGAUCUAAAUAAAUCCUUCGCGUACAGUAAAAGAUACGCUUUUACAGAAAUAAACUUUCACUUAUGUGUUUCUGUUAUGGAAGCGCCGUGUUUACGCAGUCCGCUUCAGUUUGGACAAUAAUAAACAUAAUGAGAGAACCUGCAGCUCGGGCUGGGCUCCACGUCAGAUAAUGUUGUUGAUACAGGCCGAUGUACUGGGCUGAUGCUGUCUAAUUAAUGUGCAUGUGUUGUGUUUGAAUAUGCUUAAAUGAGUCAAGGGAUGCUGAUGAAAUCAUAGUAACAUAAUCGUAAGCCAAAUUAAUGCUAGUCACGAUAUUAUUGAGAUGAUACCUAAACCGAAUGUAUAAACUGAAAAAAUGUGCUUAUUGUUAAACGCAAAUGGGCGGAACCCUUUCUCUAUUUUUUCUCUCGAGAAAAAAAUACCAAACUGAAGAAACAUACGUUUCCACACUACUAUUAAAUAAAUGUUAUACAUUUAUUGUAAUAUUUAUUUUUAAACUUUGAAAAAGGGAGUCCAUUGUUUUUACAGAUACAUUUGUAUCUAAUUUAUUUUAAUAUUGGUUAUGUGACCACAAGGAAGUAACGUUGUUUUCACUGCCUCAGAAUAUGCUCUUUUUUACCUACAUCAUGACCUUUCCCAGAGAGGUUGGAAUGUUGAAUCAAGUUGAGUGUUUUACACUAGCCCACACAAGAAAAUCCAAACACCUUUUGUUUUUUAUUUGUGUCCAGGAGCUACCAUAUCCUUUCCCACACUCUUGGAAGGGAAUAGUCAAUUAGAUGAGCCACAGCAUGUAAACUCCUCACAGUGUGGUUUUAAAAUACGGUGUAUGUGUGUAAUAAAUCCCUGUUUGGUUGUAUAAAGUGGACGUACCAGUCGGACUGCAAAUAUGAAGUAGAGGAAGUAAACAGGAAGCACUCCUUUAGUUUACAAAGUAAAUACAAGCCCAAGGCGACGGCUCAUUCCAUUCAUAUGAUAUCAGUUUCAAUUUUCAUGGAAAAAGCGUCAUUCCAGAGACAUCCCACAACGUUAUAAUACAGAUAAAAUUAACAAGGUACUUUGAUCAGUCGUCUGACUGUUGCAACCAUAUCAAUGCUACUGUUUCUUUUAUACGUUACAGACUUCACCUGUCAAGCUAAACAGAGGUACUUUCCAUCAGUGUUUCGAAUUUGCCACACUGCUGGUUAAAAUAGAUGUCAACAUCAUAUUUCCGAAUAGUUGAUUUAAAAGACUACAGAAGUAAAGAACAAAUUAGGUUAGCAAGUGAAAAAAACUCCUGUAUUUGUUUCAGUCUCUAGCCAAACUAAUAGACACCAAACAUUGUGAAACAUUUCACAUUUGUUUAAAAUUGAAUAUUUUAAAUCCUGCCGUUCUAGAAAGACAUGUAAAACAUUCCGUACCGAUCCUUUUUUCUCCUUUUCAGGAGUUUGAAAUAAUUUCAUCCCAUUUCAUUUAUUAUGAGCAUUUGAAUCACUUCACAGUUGUGUGUCUUUAAACACUAUUGGCAACACCUUACAGACAUACGCACAGCAAAACACUCGCAUUUUUCUUUACAUUUGUUUGCAAUCAAUUUGAAGUUAAUACAUUAUUUUAAUGGGUUUUAAUGUCUACAGCAUAAUGUUUGACUAAAUGAUGAUUGAAGGAAAAAUUCCCCUCAGAGAAGAUUUGAAUGCCCACAUUUACACUGCCGUAUUCAAGCCCUUCAUCCUGUGGUUGAAUCUCUAUUGGGCGAGGCUUGUUACUGGAUGCCUUAUGCAUUUCCAGCUCGGAUAUGACAGGCUCUGUUGGUCUGGAACUGGCUGAUAAGAUGCUGUCCUCUCCCAUCGUGGUCUGUCACAGUAUUGCAUCUAGUGCAUUCAGUCAGGCAUAUGAAUGGCACCGGUUGUUACUUUAACAUAUACAUAAAAAGAAACCAAAGGGAACACAGGUCUCUUGUUUCUCGAAGGACAGUCUUGUCCUUGACUUUAUUCCACACAGGUCAAAGAGUCUCCAGUUUCAGUCAUUGAAGAGAAAAGUUAUAUUAAAUAUAUUUUAGUAAAUACACCUGUUUGUAACUCUUUUAAAUUGUUUAAAUUGAAACUAGGUCAAACUGUAUUUAUUGAAAAAGUAUUUAAGUAUGCAUGAUUGAAAUGACUGAUGUGGUACUCAUUGUUUUAUUCCAGAAUUAUUUGCAGAAUUAAAUGGAAGAAAUUGUUCCAUAAGUAGAAGUUUAGCUGUUGUGUUUGACUUUGAUUUCAGUAAACAUAUUUUUUUGUGAUAGGACUAAGAAUGUGGGUUUGUAUUUAAACCUACCUGUUUUGUUUUUUUUUUUUUUUUCAAUAUUCAGGGACUAUUGUUUCUGUGUCUUGCUGUCGGGUUCUGUACUUGCCUUUAAGCAAAGCAGGGAGUGCUUAUUUUUUCUGUUGCAGUAAAAUCAUUUGAAUCCCAUGACCUGACAUCAUUAUUAGGCAUAGUAAUACUAAUUAUUCUUAUUAAAAUAGUUAUCAUUAAUAUUAUGCAUACUGUGCCUUUUUAACUAUUUUUACAGUGAAAGCAUGUGAGGUAGUCAAGCAGCGAGUCAUGAGAGAACAUCCUGUAGGCUAAAGUCCAGACAAGGGUUUGCUCUCUCCUGUCACCGCCUCAUGCCUGGGAUUCCUUCAUCUUCCUCUGAGCCUGUUAUUACUCACACCACUUGUUGCUACAUUAUCACACCCCAUGGCUCCACCCAGCCCGAGCACCAACAGUAGUGCCAACAACAGCAGCAGCAGCAGCAGCAGCACGGCAGGCUGUGACCAACUCAGCAAAACAAACCUCUACAUUCGUGGUCUGUCCUCGUCAACCACAGAUCAUGACCUGGUCAAACUCUGUCAGCCGUACGGCAAAAUAGUAUCAACAAAGGCCAUCCUGGACAAGACUACCAACAAAUGCAAAGGAUAUGGCUUUGUGGACUUCGACAGCCCGGCAGCUGCUCAGAAAGCUGUGGCUGCCCUGAAGACCACUGGUAUCCAAGCUCAGAUGGCGAAGCAACAAGAACAGGACCCCACCAACUUGUACCUCUCCAACCUCCCUAUGUCCAUGGACGAGCAGGAGCUGGAGAAUAUGUUGAAGCACUUUGGUCAGGUCAUAUCCACACGCAUCCUGAGAGACUCCAGCGGCGCCAGCAGAGGAGUGGGCUUUGCCAGAAUGGAGUCAACUGAAAAAUGUGAUGCCGUCAUUUCUCACUUCAACGGAAAGUUCCUGAAAACACCGGCAGGUGUUCCAGCACCAUCUGAACCCUUGUUGUGCAAGUUUGCUGAUGGAGGGCAGAAAAAGAGACAAAGUCAGAGUAAAUUUGCCCAGAAUGGGCGGGGCUGGGCGAGGGACGGUGACUCAAGACUGGCUGGGAUGACUAUCACAUAUGACCCCAGUGCAGCUGCUAUGCAAAACGGAUUCUUUCCACCAGCAUAUAGUAUUUCAAACAGGAUGAUUGCUCAAGCAUCCAUGUCCCCUUACAUGUCUCCUAUGUCGACGUUCCAGGUGCAGAAUCCAUCUUGGAUGCCUCAGCAGCAGUACAUCAUGCAGCAUCCAGGUGCAGUUUUAUCGCCCUCUAUGGACCCAUCGAUGUCACUGCAGCCCUCUUCUAUGAUGACCCCUCUCUCACAGCAGAUGGCUCACAUGUCCCUGGGUGGUGCAGGAUCGUUCAUGGCUGCCAACACGGCUAUGCAGGGAGCAUACAUCCCUCAGUAUGCACACAUGCAGUCAAGUUCUGUUUCUGUGGAGGAAAAUGGUGCUCAGUCCCAGAUGGACUCGUCCAGAAAUCAUUCUCCGUAUCCGUACCAACAAAGCAAGUAG
Molecule: messenger RNA, 3844 nt
Organism: Cynoglossus semilaevis (tongue sole)
Lineage: Eukaryota; Metazoa; Chordata; Actinopteri; Pleuronectiformes; Cynoglossidae
Gene: rbms1b
Product: RNA binding motif, single stranded interacting protein 1b
Exons: 13
Coding region: 2729-3844 (371 amino acids)
Cellular component (GO): ribonucleoprotein complex
Molecular function (GO): RNA binding
Source: RefSeq, a predicted model, not a curated record